AAAUUCUCAAUAUUAUAUCCAAUUCAACUAUAAAAGUCAUAACAAAUGAAAUUAGGACAUGUGGAAAGUAUUCAUUAAUGUGUGAUGAGGCACGUUCAUUUAAAGAAGAACAAUUGAGUUUGUGUGUGAGAUAUUGUAAUGGAUUUGAAGUAUGUGAACGUUUUAUAAAAUUUAUUGAUUGCUCUCAGUCAAGGGAUGCAGAAAGUUUAAAAAAUAUUAUUAUAAAUGAACUGAAACAAUUAGAAAUAGCUGACAUACCCAUUGUUGCACAAACAUAUGACGGUGCUAGCGUGAUGUCAGGCACUGUUGGAGGACUACAGGCUAAGAUUAGAGAAAAAUACCCAACUGCUGUAUACUUUCAUUGUGCAGCACAUAAGCUAGCCUUGGUGGUUACAGACACAUGUAAACAUAUAAGAAGUUCAAUAACUUUUUUUAAUUUAUUAGAAAUGCUUUAUAUUCAUUUUUCUCAACCAUCCAGCCACAGUACAUUUAUUCAAAUGCAAAAAAAAUUGGGAUUAAAACCACAUGAACUUACACAGCUAAGUACUACUAGAUGGGCAUGUAGGUACAAAAAUUGCCAUAACKUUAAAAUUAAUUAUGAAUCAAUAAUAAAUGCAUUAGAAGAAGAAAUAAAUAAUAAUAAAAAUAAAUAUGCUGUCGAAGCUGUUGGCCUUUUAAAGGGAAUAAAAAAAGUAGAAUUUAUUUUUAAUUUAUUCGUAUUUCAUGACAUUUUAUUAACAAUUGAUCUAUUAAGUCAAACAUUACAAAAAAAAGAUAUGACAUUAGGACAAGCAACUUCAGCAAUUAAUGGUGUAAUACAAACUUUACAAGAAAAAAGGUCUGAUAAGAAUUUUAAACUAUUGUGGGAUGAUAUCACAAACUUUUCAAGAAAAAUGAAAACUAGGUUUUCUAAUGAAAGUCAAAAAUUGGCAAAAUCUAUUGAUAACUUUUUUAUACUUAAUUUUGAUGGUUCAUUARAAUUCAUUGAAUAUUAUAGUGAUAACUUGAAAAUAAAAAAAGAUAUAUUAAAAGCUGAAAUGAUGAUUGUAAAUAAUUAUUUAAAUUCCCAAAUCAAAAAUUGGACUAUUCAAGAUUUAUUCUCAACAGUUACAUUAGAACUGUAUCCUAAUUUAUAUAAUUUGUUACAAGUGGCACUAAGUAUACCAGUAAGCUCAGCUUCAUGUGAGCGAUCCUUCUCAGCUAUGAGAAGGAUUAAAAAUUGGUUAAGGACUACUAUGAUUCAAAAUCGAUUCAGCAAUUUGGCAAUAAUACACAUAGAAAAUGAAUUAGUAAAGACAUCAAUUGAAUCAAAACAAAUUCUUGAAGACUUUGUCAAAUGUGGUUCAAGAAGAAUUCAGUUAACAAUUUAA
Diuraphis noxia (Russian wheat aphid) is the source of this 1370-nucleotide messenger RNA. Its product is annotated as zinc finger MYM-type protein 1-like. The record is from RefSeq and is a predicted model, not a curated record. NCBI's taxonomy places the organism in Eukaryota, Metazoa, Arthropoda, Insecta, Hemiptera, Aphididae.